UGACAGAGAGCAAAACAAGAGGGUAUUACAUGAAUAACCCGCAGCAGCGAAAUACGUCUAUCAAUGAACUUAACCUAAGUCUUAUUUAGCAAAACUGCAAAACCGUGUGACUAAUAAAGAACUUUUCUGUCAUGCAUGAACACCGUACCGUAAGUUUCGUUCUCGUUAGGUGGGUACGGGUUAUUUCAACGACUCUACAGGGUUAGUUUUUAAAAAUAAUUUCCAAAUCGCACGGGAUGGUAUUGAACGGCGAAACGGUAAUCUUCUAAAAAAUAAUUGAUAUGUGCCAUCAAGAUACACAGGUUUCAGUCUUCAGAUGACAAGAUGCCAUUUAGUAUUGCGAUUGCAAGAAUAACAACAGACAAAGCCACACGUGUAAUGCCAACUAUGUGAAUCUCGUAACGCGAAUAAAAAAUAACGCUGAUUUAUUUCCAGUUAAUCAUUUAGAAAUUUGUCUCUAAGUUUAUUUACUCUCAACAUGGCAGCUUUAAUGAAAAAAAGGGUACUUGCUGAGUUUAAUCAGAGUCAGGUUGUAACAUUAGAAAAACCUCUUAGAAAACGUAUAAAAUUGACAAAACUCAUAUCUUCUAUCGAUGGAAAAAAUGAAAAUUUAUAUGGAGCCAACUCGGCUAUGGCCUACAUAGAAUGUUUGGAACACAGCAAAAGUGGUAAUGAAGCUAUGAAUUAUUUGAUAAGAAUAUCUGAUACUCUUGGAAAAAUAAAGCUGGAAGAUAUUCCAACUGCUGUGAAGAAAUUAACUGGAAGAUUUCAAAUUGAAUUAGAAGCUGCAGUUCGUGCAAAAAUUCUUUCAGUAUUUGCAGAACUCGGUGAAUUAACCAACAAUAUACUCGAUAAAACUACAAUUAUUACAGAAACAGUAAAUCUUAUCAAGAAUGAAAAAGCCCAUAGAGUAAAAUGUCAAGGUCUAGCCACUCUUUAUACAUUAGGGGACCAUAAUAGAAAUCUUGUAUUAAAUACUGCCACAGAAAAUUUGAAUGAUUCUUGGCAUGGAGUUCAAAUUCAAUGUUUAUGCAUCAUAGGCCGUUAUUUACCUACAAAUUUAGCUGAUGAUACACUUAUAUUGGUAAAUAGUUAUGCGAAAUCACAAGAUGCCAGAGUGAGAGCUCAAGCAUUUGAAACAAUGGCAGAAUUGCACUCCUUAAGAGGCUGUAGAAUCCCUGCAAGUUUUUUUUUAGAAGUCUGUUUGUGUUUGCAAGAUGAUUAUGAAAUUGUGAGAAGAGCAGUUCUAAAGCUUAUUUGGCUUUUAGGAAAUGCAUAUCCUGAAGUCAUGGUACCCGGAGGAAGAGAAUUUAAUGAAGAUAUGAGGAUGGUGGAUAGUGCUUUUUGUAAGCUAUGUAUUCUUAUGGGAGAUCUUUCACCUAAAGUUAGAGUAGCAGCAAUGUCAUUACUAGGAUCAUUAAAUGGUGUUUCUCGUUGUCACAUAGAACAAGCUUUGGAUAAAAAAUUGAUUAGAGUAGAAGUUGAAUGUGGACCACCAGAAGAAAGAACUGGAAUUAAUAUGUGUGGAGCAUUUAUUCAUGGGCUUGAAGAUGAAUUUUUAGAGGUCAGAACAGCUGCAGUUGAUUCCUUGUGUGCAUUAGCAUUAAAAACUCCAAAAAUUGCUCAUCUUGCAUUAGAAUUCAUGGUCGAUAUGUUUAAUGAUGAAAUUCAAGAUGUUCGAAUAAGAGCCAUUGAGUCACUUAGAAAGAUGUCAGUUUAUGUAACAUUGAAUGAAGACCAGCUCGAAACAAUUUUAGGUGCUCUGGAGGACCGUGCUGGAGAAGUCAGAGAAGGUUUACAUAAUACAUUAGGUGCAAGUCACUUAUCAACAAAAACCUGCUUGCACAUGUGUGUAACCAAGUUGCUUGAUAAUCUGAAUCGCUAUCCUCAAGAUCAAGAUACUAUAUAUGCUUGUUUAGCAUCAAUGGGAGCUACUCAUCCUUAUUUAACUUUGCCUCUUGUACCACAACUAUUGGGACAGCAUGCAUUUUUUGAUACACCAGAACCAAAUGUAGCUAUGCCAUCAUAUGUAAGUGUUUUAGUUCUAAUAUUUAAUGCUGCUGCACAUUGCCCAAGUAUGCAUUCAAUAUUUACUCAUCAUGCUGUUAAACAUUAUCAUUACUUGCGUGAUACAAUGCCGCAUAUAGUCCCUAGACUUAAACCUGCCUUGCUAAUUGGUAAUACAGGUAAAUCUGAUGAAAAAACAAGGCAAGAUGAAGAAGUAGAAGAUGAGAAUGCAAGACACUUUUUAGAAAAAAUGGUCAGUAACAUAGAAAACGCUAGGCCUGGUGGACGAGUUUAUACUCAAUUAUUACAAGCUGCAGCAGAUGAUUUAGAUAGACUUGCUGGAAUGGAUUUAAGAAUGGAAGGAGUGGCUAGAUUUUCAGCUUUAUACAUAAGAUGUUUAUUGGUUUUUAAAAAUUUAAUUAAAUUAUAUGCAUUGUCUCCAAAUGGAAAUGCAAUGCAUUCAUCCACUACGAUCAGCAGUAAUAUUUCGCUUCUCAUGAAGAAUGCACAAAAAUUAUUGCAACUUUUCAUUGGACUAGGUGAAAAUGAAGCAACUUUGGCAACUGAUAUUUGGCUUAAAGCAUUGGCCUUAGAUUUAGUACGAAUGACAAAAAAUUCUGAUGUUGCUAGUGCAAAAUUUUUAACAAGGCAACUUCUCUUAGCUGCUGAUACUUUACCUGAUGAUCCACAGAAACUUCCACCGUUUUCAAAAGCAUUAAUUCAACAAUUGUCAAGUGUUGAGGAAGCAAAACCACAGAUAUUAUCAAAGCUUCUUUUACCUUUGUUAAUAAAUCCAACGAAGAAAGGUGAAGAAAAAUUACCAAGACCGCCGCAAUCAACUAAAUAUUGCCAAGCAGUUAUAGAAGAACCCGUUAGUGAUUCUGAUACUGUUUUAAAAUUUACUGGUGGACUUGUUUUGGGUAUACCUUUGACAGCAAAAAUAUUAAAUCUUCGUAAUCCUACAGACGUAAGGAUAAAAUUGCGACAUCCAGAUCAAAAGGUUCAAUUGAUAUUACCCCGACAAAAUGAUCUCAAGUUGCAGCAUGAUAAAUCAAAUGACUACAGGCUAAGAACGACAGUACUUGUAUCUCAUCAAGUAUGGAUGGAAGCCUGUUCUGUUGAAAUUUCAAUAGCUUUACUGACAAAUUCAACUGCAACUGGGACACAUAAAAGACUUGAUGAUGCGUGUGUAAUUGAUUUAUGUAAACCUACAAAGAUAACAAUUUCACCGAAACAAAUGAAAAGAGGAGGAAUUUAAUUAUUAGUUAGGAUUAAGUUAUUAAAAUACAAAUAUGUUAAGUAGUAUUUUAUAUGCACGGCGCAUUUUAGAGCUCAAACAACAAAUGCUGAUAAAACAGUAGCUAAAAGUUUUACUUCUAGCACUAAUAUUGUACUCUUAUUUGUGGCCAUUUAAAAAUUUACUUAUGCAUCUACUACUUUUUGUGGUGCAAGUAACUAACGAUAUAACGCUACUUGCAUUACUAAAUUAAAAAUAAAUUUAAGUUACAUAGUACAAUACGUAAAAUAUUUAUAGGCAUUUAUAUAUGUAAAUAAUUAAAUAAAUAAAAAUUCUCGAGUCACACGAACAGAAUA
Messenger RNA from Trichogramma pretiosum, 3600 nucleotides. It is a transcript of the gene IntS4, whose product is annotated as integrator complex subunit 4. Gene Ontology annotation, biological process: snRNA processing. Gene Ontology annotation, cellular component: integrator complex. Lineage: Eukaryota; Metazoa; Arthropoda; Insecta; Hymenoptera; Trichogrammatidae. The record is from RefSeq and is a predicted model, not a curated record. The transcript is spliced from 9 exons. Bases 479 to 3265 code for a protein of 928 amino acids.